Messenger RNA from Porites lobata, 746 nucleotides. The record is from the annotation of a GenBank genome assembly. NCBI's taxonomy places the organism in Eukaryota, Metazoa, Cnidaria, Anthozoa, Scleractinia, Poritidae.
AUGUUCGUCUCCGGGCAUAGCAGCGAGCAAAGCAUCUCACACUACAGCGCCAGGCCAUCGGCACCUCAGCUGGAAAGUGUAUCCGACACAAUCUCCAAUGCUCUUCAGUACAACCAAACUCAAAGUACACAAAUUUCUACCGUUUCCAGCACUCCAUCAGCUACACCAUUAAUUGAAAGCUUGAAUCGCAUGGCUUCUAGUGUGUCAAUGUCGUCCGCAUCAGCAAGCUUCCUGAGCGGUUUUUUCAACAACUGCAAUAUUCAAGGCCGUGUGCAAGUGUUCUUCGGGCUUCAGAGCCGCUCUGAUGAGCAUAACUGACUAGAUUUUAGCAGUAUUUUGCAACACAUUUCAAGAUUUCAGAAUCGAAUUUGAGCUUUCGCUGUGAUGUUUUGUUCCACGAAAGGCGAACUUCUCGAUUAAGUUUUGACAGUGGCGUUAUUUCCUUAGCCAAUCACAAUUCGUUGCUGCACCCAGCAACCAAUCAGUUUGCUCCAUUUUGUAUAGAUAACAAAUGACGUCAAAUCACUUUCUUCGCGGUCGGAAAAACCCAUCACGGCCGUGCUUUGUAUCUUCUUUCGAAAUAAAAACGCUUUUAUUUAUUUUUGUUGUUUUAUUAUAUAAAACAAAUAGAUUCCAUUUGGCCGUGCGUCUGUUCAGUUAUAGAUCACAGACCCACUCGCCUAUCGGCUCGUGGGCCACUUUUCUGUUCUUACCACAUUUUGACGUCAUCUGUGAUCUAUAACUGA